This is a messenger RNA of Juglans microcarpa x Juglans regia, 655 nucleotides long. RefSeq names its product macrophage migration inhibitory factor homolog. Lineage: Eukaryota; Viridiplantae; Streptophyta; Magnoliopsida; Fagales; Juglandaceae. Gene Ontology annotation, molecular function: phenylpyruvate tautomerase activity. The transcript is spliced from 3 exons. The coding region runs from base 154 to 501 and encodes 115 amino acids. The record is from RefSeq and is a predicted model, not a curated record.
UUUUCGUAGAAAUAGAAAAUAGAAAGAAACAGCUACGAGAGAGAGAGGCGUGCGAGCCGUUAUCUACAAGUCUGUCGUUCGAAACCACCCAUACAAAUAACGCAGCUAAGUUGAACGAGAGAGAGAGACAGAGAGAGAGACAGAGAGAGAGAGAUGCCGACCUUGAAUCUGUUCACGAACCUGCCAGUGGAUGCAGUGGUGGCCUCUGACAUCCUCAAGGACGCCACCAAAGCUGUUGCCAAGAUCAUUGGCAAACCCGAGUCUUAUGUGAUGAUUUUGCUGAAUGGGGGAGUGCCUAUAGCAUUUGCGGGCACUGAAGAGCCAGCCGCAUAUGGAGAACUGAUAUCCAUUGGGGGUCUUGGACCAAGUGUGAAUGGAAAAUUGAGUUCAACAAUUGCAGAGAUUCUCCAGACUAAGCUAUCUAUAGACAGCUCCCGCUUCUAUAUCAAAUUUUAUGAUGUUCAGCGAUCCUUCUUUGGGUUCAACGGCUCAACUUUUUGAGCAGCAUUCCGGAUUGGUAAUGGAUCCAUGGAAAUCAUAAGGCAGGGCAGAAGCUUGUGAUGAACCAUUCUUGUCAGUUGUAACUUUCUUUAGAGCAGAAAGAACCAAUGUAUUUGAUUAUAAUGAAAUAAAUACAAAUACUUUUUUUUUAUUU